Paramisgurnus dabryanus is the source of this 3024-nucleotide messenger RNA. It is a transcript of the gene suv39h1b, whose product is annotated as SUV39H1 histone lysine methyltransferase b. The record is from RefSeq and is a predicted model, not a curated record. Gene Ontology annotation, molecular function: zinc ion binding; histone H3K9 methyltransferase activity; protein binding. Gene Ontology annotation, cellular component: nucleus. NCBI's taxonomy places the organism in Eukaryota, Metazoa, Chordata, Actinopteri, Cypriniformes, Cobitidae.
CAUUAUUAAAAUUAAGUUAGCUUCUAGGACAUUUUAUUGAUUAAAAAAUUACUCCCGGUUUGUCGAGUUAAAUACUAUCACGCCAUUGGCUCUUUGACCCGUCACUCAGACCGUGCAGCAUCCAAUCAUUGAGCAGUUCACUCAUAUAAUUUUGGCGGCGGUCGGAAGAUGGCGGAAAAUUUGAAAGGUUGUAGAGUAGCUUGCAUUGCUACUCUAGACCAGCUGGAGGCGCUCUGUCGAGAGGAGGGUGUAUUGUGCCCCGAGCUCGGCAUCAACAGGCACAAUCUCUCUGAUUAUGAGGUUGAAUACCUUUGUGACUACAAAAGAAAAGUCAUCACAGAUGGGAAGACCCAAACGGUACAGGAGGUAUUCCUGGUAAAAUGGAAAGGCUAUCCUGAAUCUUCCAACACAUGGGAACCACGAAGGAACCUGAAGUGCACAGAUCUGCUCAAUCAUUUCUGGACGGAUCUAAAUGCUGAGAUGCAGAAACAAAAGAAGCGUGGCAUCCCACGACGGCUCGAUCCCUCCACCGCAUCCUACCUCACCCAGCGGGCAAAACUUCGCCAGACACUUAAACUGUGGGAGGUCCACCUUAACAGCCUAGGCACCCACCAGGGCCACAUCUACGUCUCGAAUCAAGUGGAUCUGGAAGGCCCGCCUAAAAAUUUCACCUACAUUAAUGACUAUAAAGUUGGCGAUGGGAUUAUGCUGAACGAGGUGUCUGUGGGCUGCGAAUGCACAGACUGUCUAAAUUGUCCCGUUGAGGGCUGCUGUGCUGGAGCAUCUCAGCACAAGUUUGCUUACAAUGAAAUCGGCCAGGUGCGCAUACGGCCAGGGAUGCCCAUUUAUGAAUGCAACAAGCGGUGCCGCUGCGGCCCAGACUGCCCCAACAGGGUGGUGCAGAGGGGCAUUCGGUAUUCCCUUUGCAUUUUUAGGACUGACAAUGGCAGGGGCUGGGGGGUAAAAACCAUGGAACGCAUACGAAAGAACACUUUCGUCAUGGAAUAUGUUGGGGAGAUCAUUACAACAGAGGAGGCAGAACGGAGAGGUACUGUGUAUGAUAAAGAAGGUGCCACCUACCUCUUUGACUUGGACUAUGUGGACGAUGAGUAUACAGUGGAUGCUGCUCACUAUGGAAACAUCUCUCACUUUGUCAAUCACAGCUGUGACCCCAACCUUCAGGUCUACAAUGUGUUUAUUGAUAACCUGGAUGAACGGCUGCCACGCAUAGCAUUCUUUGCUACACGUGGCAUAAAGGCAGGAGAGGAGCUCACCUUUGACUACAAAAUGACGGUUGAUCCAGUAGAUGCCGAAAGCACGAAGAUGGAUUCAAAUUUCAGUCUGACAGGACUUCCAGGUUCGCCUAAGAAACGUACACGUAUGGAGUGCAAAUGCGGGGUGGAAACAUGUCGAAAAUACCUUUUUUAAGAGAAAGUUCAUGCUAAUGAGAUCAUGUGUGAAUGUAAAUAUGAUGGAAACAUCUACAGAAUUUAAACUGUUUUAGGAUUUCAAAAUGCCUUAUCAAAUUUUAUGCCUUUUCGUUUUUAUAUUUCCCCAAGAUCAAGCUUGACUUUUUACCCCGAAUCGUCCACUGUAUUGCUCAUUGGCAUUUCCAUUCAAAAACGUUUUAUGACGACCGACUUUUUAUUCUAUAUUAAUUGUUAAUUUUAGUCAUAAAUAGCAUGAUGAGUAAAUAAGAACAGAAAGGGAGCAUUAUUUCAAUGUGUUAAUUUUUUUAAAUUAUCAAAAUGGUCAUAAAUGUUUUAACUGUUUGAGUAGGAGGUUCAGUUCUUUUUAUGCUCUCAAAAAACUUGUGUAAUUUUUCAGCCAUGUUUUUACCAAAUAUUUUUAUUAGGUGUCUGACCUCUAAAAUAUGAAUAAUUUAAAAUGUCUUUUACUUGCAGCAUCUUGUGUUGCUUGUCAUGAAAUCUCCACAUGGGGGCAAAACUGUGCUGUUUUUUAGAUAGGUGGACCUAUGAAGUUGGUGCCCCUUAAGCAUACACAAUGUUGUUCUGUUUCCUGUAUAUAUUGUAACUAUCCAUUUGUCAAAAUAUAUUCAUUUUACUGUCAAACUGGUGUAAAUGCUUGACUGUAAUCAAUGAAUUAAUGUACACUCUCAGAAAUAAAGGUACAUGAAGGUACAAAAAUUGUCACUGGGGGUUGGUACCUUUUUGUACCUAAAAGGUGCAUAUUGGCACCUCAAAGGUACAUAUCUGUACCAGAAUGGUAUACAUAUUAGGACCUUCCCAGUGACUCGAGUGUUAUAUUGCAGAUCUCUUUGACUAUCGAAGUGAUUUUCAAAACUAAACAGUGAAACUAUGGGAUGUGUGCUGUGGAUUUAUGUGUGAUGGCAAAAAUAUUCUGGAUGAACCUAUGCAGUCUCGAGAAAUAUUUUCACAAUAUAACUCUCAUUCUCAGAUGUAGCAGAAAAACAUUAAAUUUAUAUAUGUAUACAUACAAAAUUGACUUGGUUUUGUAUUAAAAAAAAAAAUUUAUAAGCAGUGGCGGCUCGUGACUGCUCAUCCGAGGGGCACAAAUUCAAAAUAAGUGUUCAGAGUGUCAUGUGUGUUGCUUGUGUUUUCAAAAUAUGUGUUUGUUGCGUCAUGUGAACCAUGUGCAUCACGUGUUUUGUCAAAAUAAGGGUCUGCUGCACAUGCGUCAAAACCGUAACAGUAAACUCUGAUUAUACAUGAGAUUAUGCGAUUAUUUGGCAAACGUGAGCGUCUCUUUUAUCAUAAACCCUUUAGACGCGUCUGCAGCAGGCACUUAUUUUGACAAAACACGUGAUGCACACAGGAUCUCUCGAUGCGCAGAACACAUUUUUUGAAAUUACGAACCACACACAUGAUGGGCUACAUAAAUGUUGUGACAAACGUUGCAUCAAGCGCCCUUGAAAAAAGAAGUCACCGGCCACCACGCAUAAACUACAAAAAAAAAAUCACAUUUCAUAAUUUAUAUUAGAACAAACUUGUGAGUAAAAAAGUGUGAACAUUUGUUAUCAUAAAUUUUUCAUUGCUUUGCAAA